GGACGCAAUCAUGUGACCAUUUCUCAAAUAUUCAAGAUGGAGGAAAGCGAGUGGAGGUGGUUCGCGAAGUGUUGGGUUGUACUUACGAUAAUUUUCAUCUCCUUGCCACAGAGAGCUGACAGUGUUAUAGUAGAAGGAAACUUAACGACAAGAGAGGAUUGGGUAUUUCUUACAAGAUUCUGCUUUUUAUCAGAUGAUGGAGAGCUGAGCUUUACUUUUAUAGUUCCAGAGGAUUAUGGUGUAGAAGAAGUCCUCCUUUAUUUUGAUGAUCCGUCUCAGUGGGCCUCGGUGUACAAAGUUCCUGGUUUGACAUGCUCAGAAAAGAAAGUGCCCAUUGAUGACGCUCGAAACCAGAAAAUUACUUUAUCAACUUCUUACUACUGGGCUGGCUGUAAAUAUGACACCACGCGGCGGCCCGGCCGACCCGUUUACGUUUGCCAGGGCGGACGAACUUUCAAAUCGUAUCGCGCUCGAUGGUGGUUUAUUGGGUUGGCUAAUUGCAGUACCACCAAGGGUCUACAACUGGAGUACAGACUACAUAUGACAAAUUCCAAAAAUAAUACCUUCUUUAGAGAAUUUUCAGCGGAUGAGUUCUACAUACUGCAGGUGGACAUCAGUUUUAGCGUCAUUUACAUCAUUUUGCUACUGUUAUCAGUAUAUUGUGCAUACAUGUUGCGUAGUCGCCAGCUGUUCCAUACUACAUAUAAGAUGUACAUGGUUUCCCUGGGGUGUGAGGUGAUCUUCCUGCUUAUCAAAGUGUCGUACUAUGCUACCUUGGCCAACACUGGCUACAAAUAUCCAGGAGUCAAAAUAUUUGCACGAAUCUUUGAAUCGAUUGCCACUUUGACAUUUUUGCUGAUGUUGAUCUUGUUGGCCAAGGGGUAUACUGUCACUAGGGGGCGUCUAAGACAAGCCACCGCUGUGAAGAUAACUGUUAUGAUGACAUUUUAUAUACUACUCUAUAUUGUUAUGUUCAUCUGGGAAGCUGUGUUUUUUGAUCCGGGUCUGGUGUUGUACCUGUACCAGAGCCCCCCUGGGUACGGACUCAUUGGCAUGAGGUUGCUGGGAUGGCUAUGGUUCUGCUACGCCACUUUUUUCACACUCAAGAAUUACCCAGAGAAAAAUUUGUUUUAUUAUCCACUUUUUGUCUUUUUUACACUGUGGUUUUGGGCUGGUCCAAUUGUGAUACUGGUAGCAAUGAAUGUUAUCAACCUGUGGGUGCGAGAAAAAGUGGUGAAUGGAGUUGAGCUAUGUGUGUCAUUCGUGGGACAUUUUAUAUUUUUGAUUUUAACACGUCCAUCAGCUGCCAACAAGAAUUUCCCAUUCCAUGUCAGGACUACACAGGUUGGUGUUAUGGACACCCCGGAGCAGAACGGAGUCCCAGCCUCUGCCAGCACAGACCUGGACAGCUUUGGCGCACAUGCGUAUGCGCCCUCUACUGAGACAAAAGAAGCCAAUGGGAGUGCCCCAACUACAAAUUUUAUGAAUCUUUUUGUCACUUCUAAGGAAAGGAGUGACUCUCAAGAAUUCAUGGUGAAAGAAAGCAAUCAGUAAAAUAUGUGUUCCUUUAGAAGGAACCAGUAAACAUAGACAGUUUUCCACACAGCUAUUCAAAUGGAAACACUGCCUACUCUUCAUGAAAAAAGAAUAUUACUACUGUCCACUUAUACAGGAAAAAACCUUGGAUGGAACAUGGUAUUUUUAUGAAAAAAUAAUGGAACGUAAGAAGUUCCAAAUGAGAGACAUAUAUCAAGGUUGGGAUUCCCUAGGAGGUCAAGGUUAAUAACCAAAGGUCAAGGUCAUUCACAGGCCAACCAGGAUGUUUGGUUGUUAAAAGUUAAAGAGAUGAUGAAGAGUUUCUAUUUAUAUUAUGGUGGGAGAUGGAUCAAUUCAGCCAUUCAAGAAAAAUGUGCAUUAGAUACCGAAUUUCUUAGCAACACCAAGGGAAGAGAAGUAGUGAUUAUCCAGCUCUGUGCUCAAAUGCAUGUUGUCCGUCCUUAUUUUUAAUGAAAGUUUCAAAGCAAAUAAGGAUAUAUAGAUUUAUAAGUAUACAUGAUAAUUAUUCCAGGGGCCCCUCUGAGCCUGAGACAAAAAAGGCAGAACAUGUUCACUGAUACUUUUAAAUGAGGAUGUAUUGGUUGGAGGAAAAUGAAGCAUACUAUACUUACAAGUAUAUACAAUGUAUAUAUAUAUAUAUGAAUAAUAUAUAUGUGGAGCUAUAUUACAGUGUAGAGAUCGGCUUAUGUAGGGUUAUCUUACUUCAGGGUCUUAAAGAUAGAGCCUUGUAUAUUGAAACUCAUCAGCAAUGAUGACAUGUACUAAUAUUGUAGGCCUUUUUGUAUUUCUAUGGAAUGAUGAUGUUAAAUUAUUGAAAUUAUUGGAUGAAUCUGAAGUAACUGUGUGAGAGAGUGUGUAUACAGUUUUGUAAAUAAUAGCAUAUGUUGUAUAUGUGAAAUACAUAAAGGGUAAGUAUACUAAGUUUAAACAGAACGUUUUGAAGGGUGAAGCAAAGUAAAAAUAUGUAAGUUUUAUCAAGUUCAGUUUGUUGAGGCGAUUUGAAGUUAUCAAUGAGAUUAGUUGGUACAUUAAUUGUAGUACACCCUCUCACAUGUAAAGAUGUUAUGAAUUAUAUUUAUCUGGAAAAAUUCUUAUUGGUUAUCCAAGAUUUUUGAGCAAUCAUACUCAGCACAGCUUCAUGGUGUGUUUGUGCUUGAGGCAAUUAUAACUGUGUUUCCCUGUCCUCGUGGCGGGUGUGUAGUUACUGUAGUCAUGGUAGCGACUUGGAGCAGGGCAGAUGGAACAGUUAUUGACUAAUAGCAAUACAGGUACACACGUGUAGUUGGCCUCGUUAAGAGUCCAGGGAUUACAUGGCAAAUCUUGCAAGUUUUCAUAUAAUGAAAGGUAAAUAGCCAAAGUUAGCCAAUUACUGUGCAUAGCGAAAGUGCAUACCACGUCUAUUGAUUAGCCGUCAUUUUUAUAUGGAGUUUUCUUGCAGUUUUUUAACAUAGUAGCAAGUUGUAAGCUUUUUUAACAGGUGUCAAUUCUUCAGUCAGAUUUGUCUUGUAUGACAGUUACUAUAGUAGUUUCCUCAAUCAACAGUUCAAAGCUUUAUUGCUACUCCAUUAUUCCAUUGUCUACCAAGAAGAAACUAUUAUUGCAACUUUGAAUGCAUCACAGGGCUGAUUAAAUACUUAACAGUCUCGUUUGAAAUCAUUGUAUUGUAAACGAAGAAGUUGUUGCAUUGCAAGCCGUUUUCUUCUUAAUUAACUUUUUGCAGUGCUUUAAGAGUGCGCCUUGUUUUUCAGUGCAUUACUGUAAUCCAAUAACUCUAUUGUUAAAGAUGUGGCCAAGUUAUGGCGUGAAAAGUUGACCAUUUUUUCUGUUCUUCAUUGAGACGCUACUCAUUCCUCUAUUUAUUCAUUAGUAGAUUAUUUUUGUAUUUUUUGCCGACGGUAAAUUCUCAUUCCUAUUUAUACGAAAAUAUAUUUACAUAAUGCGAGUGAUUUUAAAAUUCAAUAUUUCUAAACAUUUAGAUAUUAACAGUAUUAUGAAUGAGAAAAAUUACAAAUCGUUUUAUUCCGUCCUGAUAUUUAAACAGUCAGAUUUUCCCCCAGUCAUUUAUAUCCGUCCCAAAUUCUGUACUAGUUUUUAACAUCUUUAACUACUUUUUGUUAAGUUUUACACUUAUGUUAAAUCCAUUUAAAUGUUUGGUAUUCUUUUGCGGAUGGGGAAACCAUUAUCUUAGUUAGUGAUGCGAUGUUUCUGCGGCAUUGCAAACCUGGAACAAAAGGUUAUAUUAUUAUUUACACGAUUUAUUACUAGUAGACGAGACAAGAGGGUAAUUUUAUUCUGUACGGGCUGUAGAGGGCGACAUGCGAGAUUUAUUGUUCAACAGCCAGUUUAUAGCUUGUGGUUUAUAUUUGGCGACAAUUGGAAAUUGUCCAAUAGACUUGAGAAGUGCACGUGAUGAGAAAUAGAUUGCCUGAGUCAAGGUAAUUAAGUUGACAUUUUGACCAGCUAUUGGUCUCGGAUUUUAUCACCAAAGAGCGGCUGUUAUUUUCCUCGUAGUUGAACAAGGGGUUUUCUUUCUUGGCAAGGAAAAUGUAUGAAAUGCAGUUAAGUGCGUAAACUUUAACAACAAAGUUCCUUUUCACUGUGAUUUCCCGCUUUCCAAUGGGUGUACUUUUCUUUCUUUUAAACGCGUUAGUGCUGGACGCGGGGAUGGUUACGAAAUCAUUAGGAAAUAACAUUUAAAUGAGAAGUGGUUGGUGUACACCCUGAAGGUCAGAGAUAACUUGAAACGAACCGCAUUCGAAUUGCUGAAGCAAGGGUAUGCUUAGGUGUAGAGGUUUGUUUCGAGUUCUCUCUAAAGCUCAGGGCGUGCACGUACAGAACCUCGUUCUGAAAUCAGUCUGAUUAGAGAGUAACGUGUGCCAUCUUUCUGUUAUCCACUUUAUGGAACUUUUAGUUUUGUGAGUUAUAUCAAAGUGUAGUUUAUUUGGGACAUUGUAUCAUCAUGAUAAUUAUUUCUAUAAUUGGUUUUUGUUCUAUUCUUCGCAUUUACAGGAUGUACCUGUAUGGAAUACUGCUAACGUAACUUGAAUCAAAACAUGUUGUGGUGAUGAAAAAUAAAGAUGUGGAAUACA
Messenger RNA from Lingula anatina, 4646 nucleotides. RefSeq names its product transmembrane protein 145. The record is from RefSeq and is a predicted model, not a curated record. Lineage: Eukaryota; Metazoa; Brachiopoda; Lingulata; Lingulida; Lingulidae. Gene Ontology annotation, biological process: G protein-coupled receptor signaling pathway; response to pheromone.